Molecule: messenger RNA, 1062 nt
Organism: Penicillium roqueforti
Lineage: Eukaryota; Fungi; Ascomycota; Eurotiomycetes; Eurotiales; Aspergillaceae
Product: FAD-dependent oxidoreductase
Exons: 3
Coding region: 1-1062 (353 amino acids)
Molecular function (GO): FAD binding; D-amino-acid oxidase activity
Source: RefSeq, a predicted model, not a curated record
AUGGGUGAAUACGACCAAUUUCAUACCAACGAGGUGCCCUUUUCUCAAAGACCCAUUAUAAUCCUCGGUGCAGGGAUCAUUGGUUGUGCAACUGCUCGGCAAUUGCUGCUGAAUGGUUUCCCCGUGGUAUUGGUGGCCGAAUAUCUACCGGGAGACCAGAAUAUCUACUAUGCUUCGGCUUGGGCAGGAGCAGCGUGGCAUGCCGCUGGGGGUAUUACUCCGGAUCAACGGUAUCUUCAAGCUGUCACACAUCGCGUACUACUCAAGAUGGCACAAGAUGGCCCCGAGGCAGGGGUGAGCAUUGUCAACGCACGAGAAUACCUCGAAGAAAAACCUUCUCCUGACUCGGCAAUAUGGGGUAAGACAGUAGUAUCCAAGUUCCGCGAGAUGAGUCCUGGUGAAUACCCGCCCAAUUUCAACUGUGCCUGGGCCUAUGAGACGCUUGUUACAGAUCCUACGAGACAUAUGCCUUAUCUCAGAGAACAGGUUGAGUCUCUUGGGGGUCGCUUUAUCCGCCAACGUGUCGAGUCUCUUCAGGAACUGUAUGACAUGUUCCCCGAAUCAGGGAUAUUCAUCAAUGCAAGCGGCUGGGGCAGUAAAACCUUGACGGAUGUGCAAGAUGAUAACUGUUUUCCGGAGCGAGGGCAGAAUGUGUUUCUGACCACUGAUCAAUGCAACACACUUCACUUCCGAAAUGGCAAGGAAUAUACCUAUGUGAUUCCUCGGCCUCUAUCCAAGGGGGUGGUCCUGGGUGGGGUGAAGCAACAGGACAAUCUGUCACCUGAAGUCGAUAUGGAUAUCGCGAGGGAUGAGAUUGCACGCGCGCAUCGGUUAGCGCCUGAAAUUGUCCCCGAACACCCAGCUGCAGAUACGGUGAGCUACAUUAUUGGGAUCCGACCAUCCCGAAAAGGAGGGUUCCGUUUGGAUUCGGAGCGAAAGGGUAGUCGGGUGGUGCUCUCCGCGUAUGGGUUUGGAGGAGGUGGGUAUGCGUUUUCAUAUGGGAUUGCCGAUGCGUUGGUGAAGAUGGUAGAGCGGACGGAGCAUGAGACUGUGAUCUUGUAG